AUACUAGAAUUCCUAAUAAGACACGAGAAUGAGAGAGUUAGAGAGAGAGAGUGCUAGGGUUAGGGCUAGGUUUCCGACAGCCAAGGACAGUGGUAGUGGGAUCAGGCGGCAGCUUCCACGGUAUGGCAAGCAGUAUCUUGGGCAGGCAACUUCGUAUUUCUUCUACGAUUUUCCAGCGGAUCAAUCAGCAAAGGAUUUGUGGGAGAUGGAAAGGAAGUUGAACCAGAUUAAGAUAGACUCUUAUUAUCUCAAGGUGAAGCUUGCUGAGAAUAUGAAAAGAGGAAGGGAGGAGACAGUGUUGGGACAGCACAAGCAGUUGGAGAAACAAUGGAUUAGAAGAGAUAGUAAGGUGUCUCCAAGGAAAACUUAUGCUCAGGUCGUUGUUGGAAAUAUGGGUGCACUAGAGGAAGGGAAGUCCUCCACUAAUGGGGCCAAGCAGGGUGUUGCAAAGAAAGGAAAGGGGGCUAUGGAGGAUGCGGGGGAGGAGGUUUUAAGGGUGAGGGAAUUGAAGGUGACGCCGGAGACAUCACCUGAGAAGGCUUCUGGGCCAGAAAUAGAGUGGGUUUUAAACUUUAUUCCUAAAGAUGAGGAAGUGGCAUGGCUGAAAUGCAGUAUGGUGGCUGAGGUUCGAUCUUUGGAUAUGGUGAAGAGAAUCCAAAACCGCUUGGAUGUGGAGGGAAUAAUGGUGAAUGUGGCUCUGCUUGGUGGUCGACAAGUCAUUUUAGUGGAUAAUUCGGACGGUAGCCUAGAGGAGUUUCUUACCCGAAAUGGAGAAUUGGUGGAAUUGUGGUUUGAAUGGAUAAAGCCAUGUUUUUUAUCCACAGUUUCUUCAUUGUGUAGACUGGUAUGGCUUCGGCUCAAUGGGGUUCCGUUGAAGGCAUGGAGUGAGAGAUGCUUGACAGAAUUAGGGAGCAUAAUUGGAGAGGUGAUACUUGUUGACGAGGAUACGAGGAGUAAAUCGUUUUUAUGCGAAGGAAGGGUGUUGAUUUUGAGUGCAGAAAAGAUGAAAAUAGCAACAACCAUUUGUUUGCAAGUUGAUGGCGAGGAUUUCCCAAUAGCAGUGUCAGAGGAGGAGUGGAGGAUGGAUCCGGACUGGUGGUUGGCCGGAGAACGUCGAAAUCUGGCCACUCAACCCAGUUCGGAAUAUUCUAGCAGCGACAAUGAAGGAGGGGAUGACGGUUACAACAAUUUGAAUUUGAAUUUCAAUGGAAACGGCCUUCUGUGCAAAGAUGGCGGAGAGUUGGCCGAAGAUCAUGCUGUAAUGGAUUUGGUUUCAUUCAAAGAGUUAAGUAGACAAGCAGAGUCGAAGGGAGAAGAAGCGGCUGGGUUUGUUGGCCUAAAUGGGCUAGAAGAAUUUGGGCCGGAUAAGGGGAAACAGGUUGGGCCGGGAGUUGGUGACAUUGUUUUUGGGUUAGAGGAAGCUCAACCUGGUGGUGGGUCCAUCUUUAAAACCCAAGAGGUUUCUACACAGCUGCAACAGAUGGCUUUGACGGGGAAAAAAUGCAGAACUCUGAAGGAGGUUUAUGCAGGGGACGCUGGAGAGGAUGAAUUGAUGAGAAGGGGCACUAUUUGGAUCACGGCACGAACUAAGAGUAGAAGGGAUAUAAGGGUUCCAGCAACGCAAGAAGCGGAGAGGCCGAAUCUGCAGCAGGAGAGUUGCUCCGUGUCGGAUGGCUGCAUUCAGCAUAGAAAUGGGAUUAUUCAGCGGCAAUUGGAGACAAAAGAGGUGAGGGAAAUUUUUGAGUUGGGGCAACGGUUGGGGAUUCAGUGUCAACAAAACGAUGAAGAUGUGAUUUCUAGGCAGAGGAAGGCUUCUUUGUGGGAGGAGAUUGGUGGAUCGAUUUUGGAAGUGGGUGGUAGAUGGCUUGUGGCAGGGGAUUUUAAUACAGUUCGAAAUGUCACAGAGAGGAAGGGAAGAUUAGGAGAAACUCAGGACAUGGAAGAUUUUAAUCAUUUUGUGGAAGGGACCGGGUUAAUUGAUGUCGGAAAUGUGGAUUGGGGUCCUAAGCCUUUUCGAGUACUUGAUGCAUGGCAACAACAUCCAGAUUUUCAAGAAUUUGUGGAGAAUAGAUGGAAGGCUAUGCAAAUCGAAGGAUGGGCCUCAUACAAAUGUAAACAGAAGUUGAAGCUUUUAAAAGAGGAUUGUAAAGGAUGGAAUAGUGGGUUGUUUGGCAAUGUGGAGACUCAAUUUGACACCCUAGUAAAGCAGGUUGAGAGGUUGGAUAAAAAAAGUGAGGAGGAUGAGUUGGAAGAGAAUGAGGUGCUAUUGAGAAAGGAGUGUUUUCAGGGGAUGUGGGAAAUUUUAAGAAAGAGAGAAGCUGUGUGGAAGCAGAAAGCACGGACGAAUUGGGUUUGUUUGGGAGAUGCAAAUACAGCAUUCUUUCAUAGGAGUGUUCAUGCAAGGAGAGCACAGAAUGGCAUAUUUGGUAUCAUAGGCGAGAAGGGUUGGGUUGAGGAACCGGAUGCAGUCAAGGAAGAGGCAGUUAAGUAUUUUAGCAAGCUGUUUCGAGAUGAAAAGUGGCGUCGUCCUGUCUUGGGUGGGAUUCAAUUCCGCAGAAUAUCUGCGAUACAAAAGGAGUGGUUGGAAAGACCUUUCACAAUAAAGGAAAUUGAAGAGGGACUUCGAAGUUGUGAUGGAUCGAAGGCACCAAGACCAGAUGUGCAAUUUAAGGAGUAUCGACCUAUUAGUUUGAUUGGGUGCUUGUAUAAGUUAUUGGCGAAAGUCUUGGCGAAUCGGUUGAAAAAGGUCAUGGCCAAUAUUAUCAGUGAAUCGCAAUCAGCGUUUGUUGGUGGGCGGCAAUUGGUGGAUAGUGUGCUGAUUUUAAAUGAGGCUGUGGAUGAGGUAAAAAGGAGAAAACAGGAGAGUUUCAUCUUUAAAGCUGAUUUUGAGAAAGCUUAUGACUGUGUGAAUUGGGAUUUUCUGGAUUGGAUGAUGGAUAGAAUGGGGUUUGGGGCUAAAUGGAGGAAGUGGAUUCGUGAAUGUCUCUCGACAGCUAGGAUUUCUAUUCUAAUGAAUGGAAGCCCAACAAUGGAGUUUACAACUAGUAAAGGUCUUCGUCAAGGUGAUCCUUUGUCCCCUUUUUUAUUUUUAUUAGUUGGAGAAGGGUUGUGUGGGCUUGUCAGAAAAGCUGAGAGUGAAGGGCUUUUUCAAGGGGUGAAUAUUGGGACGAGUGGUAUGAGUUUGUCAUUGCUUCAGUUUGCAGACGACUCUGUUUUUAUAGGAAAGGCAUGUGCUGAUAAUUUAAGGGUCAUGAAGGUUAUUUUGCAUUGGUUUGAAUUGAUUUCAGGGCUGAAGGUUAAUUUCAGCAAGAGUCAUUUGUAUGGGUUUAACAUUUCAAAAGGGUGGGUAAAAGGUGCAACAGCUAUUUUGCAUUGUGGAGUAGGCAAGGUGCCUUUUAUAUACCUUGGUUUGCCAGUAGGGGGGAAUCCAGGGAGGAAGAAGUUCUGGAAUUCAGUGCUGGACUGUUUUCAAUCUAAGCUUGCCUCGUGGAAAAGCCCAUUACUGUCCUUUGGAGGUCGGAUUACCUUAAUUAACUCGGUACUUUCUGCUCUCCCUAUUUUUUACUUUUCGUUGUUUAAAAUCCCUAAAUGUGUGCUUAUUGAGUUAGUUAAAAUUCAAAGGAAUUUUUUUUGGGGUGGUGUGAAUUUGGAUAAAAAGAUUUCGUGGGUUAGUUGGGACAGUAUAUGUGUGGAUAAAGAGAGAGGUGGAUUAGGAGUGGAUGAUUUGGAGAGGAGGAAUUGUGCUUUGUUGGGUAAAUGGUGGUAUAGGUUAGGUGAUGGUUUAGAGGGUUUAUGGAAGAGGGUGAUUUGGGAGAAAUAUUAUGGGGGUCGAAAGGAGGUUGAAGUUACUUCAUUUGCAUCUUUUAAUAUGUCUCGCGUGUGGAAGGACAUUGUGAGUGUGGGUAGUGGGUCUGAAAGGCUUUUGGAAAUGCUUGUAAAGGGCUUUAAAUGGAAAGUGGGGGAUGGAAGUUGUGUGAAUUUUUGGAGCGAUAAGUGGGUGGGAGAAAAGCCUUUGAAGAAUUUAUUUCCUAGGUGGAGACAUGGGUGUCUAGGGAGGGCGGUUGGUGAGGAAGAACAGCUUAGGGAGUUGAUUGAUGGUGUAAAGUUGAAGAAUGAUGGAGUAGAUUCAUGGAGAUGGAUACAUAGUGGAGAUGGUUCAUAUUCGGUAAAGGUGGCGUAUGAUUUUUUAACACCGAAGAUUUUGGAUUGGUGGGGUUUGCAAAGUGUCUUACCAAAUAAUAUAUUUGGGUUGGUGGAGUAUGUGGUGUAUGGAAUAGGUGGGGGAAGGUUGAAGGAGUUGGGAGCUCUUAUUUUUUUGGUUGGUGCUUGGUUCAUAUGGUACUGGAGGAAUAUCAAGGUGUUUCAAACUGUUUCUAUGACUGAAGCUCAAUUAUUGGAGUCUAUCCAAGCUAAAUCAUUUCUAUGGCUUAAAAAUAAAGAAUUUGGCUGUGUGUUCUCUUAUAUAGAUUGGGUAUCUAACCCUAUGGAUUGUAGGGAAGCCAUUGUUCAAUACCGUAAAGAGUUGAAGAACUACAAGCAGCUUUAACGUCUCAGGUUAUGAUUCCUCAAUUCUAUUUGGUUUGUAUUUGGGUUAUUGGGUUUCAAUCUCUAUUUUGUUCUCAGUUGGAUUAUGUAGUUCGUUUAGACUUUGUACUGUUAUGAAAGAGUAUCUUUUAUACUCCUACAAUAAUAAGAUUUCAUUUUG
Messenger RNA from Rubroshorea leprosula, 4705 nucleotides. Lineage: Eukaryota; Viridiplantae; Streptophyta; Magnoliopsida; Malvales; Dipterocarpaceae. The record is from the annotation of a GenBank genome assembly.